Messenger RNA from Anopheles marshallii, 504 nucleotides. RefSeq lists its product as uncharacterized. The transcript is spliced from 4 exons. Lineage: Eukaryota; Metazoa; Arthropoda; Insecta; Diptera; Culicidae. The record is from RefSeq and is a predicted model, not a curated record. Bases 1 to 504 code for a protein of 167 amino acids.
AUGAUUGUACGAUCCAGUGCUAUUCUGUCGAUCGUCGGUGCAUUCUUGCUGGCAAAUGGCGCUCCCUACGGUGGAGGUCACGAUGAUGGCGAAUUUCGUGACAAAAAGUACGACGAACAGCUGAAACAGGUGUCGAAAGUGGGAAACACUUACGUGGCCGCACUGGAAAUAUACGACAACCCACCAGACCAGGACAACGCCCGCAAGGAGGUGGACAAUUUCCCGUCCAACGUUUACAGCAAGUACGACAGUCUGCAGCACAAAGUGAAAAGCUUUUUUGAUGCUGAACCGCUCAUCGAUAACAUCCGAGAAUCGGACAAGUACGGCAACACGGGCGAUCAGUUCUAUUUCAUCACGAAACCACUGGUGGAAACGACCGCCAAGGUGAACAUGUUCAUCAACUCGGUGAUAGCGGCACCGAAGAAGCUGCUGGGUGGAUUGAAGAAACAGGCCAACGACAAGCUGAACGACGUUGGUGCCGGGUUGGUUGGAUUGAGGCGAUAA